AUGGAUAAGCCAGUUAUUGUGGUUUUUACUAAAGCAUACUUCAUGGACUUGAAUGCUUCCUUACAAUCUUCACUACAUUUGCAGUAUGUUUUGACUAAGCACCAACUUAGGGAAGCACAGCACUCAGCUGACACUGAAAAGUUUAUUGGUCAGCCCAGCUCUCUCAAGGCUGAGUGGAUAGUGGUGAAUGAUGCAACCACUUGUUGUCAACUCUCCUACACUUGGUUGGUUGUUGUGGAAGUAGAAAAGGACAGUGCUCAAAAACAAGGAGGUGACUAUCAGAGAAUGAUAAAAAAGGAAAAAACUGAAAAAGAACAAUUACAGAAAAGCAACAAUGAACUGAUUAACAGAACAAAACAGUUAGAAAUGGAAAAGGCUGAGCUGGAUCGUAGACUGCAGGAAUCACGAAAUCAGUUGAAAUUUUUAGAAGAUUCAAAAUCAAGAGUCCUUAAGGAGUGUAGUGAGCUGAGGAACACAUUACGAGAUGUGGAAAAGUCUCGUCUCCAAGCACGCCAAAAUGUUCAGUCACUCUCACGACAAGUAGGAAAACUAGAAAUGGAAUUAAAAGGUAGUAAGGAAAUCAGUCAAGAUUUGAAAGCUCAACAACAAGUGCUUGAAGGCCGGGAAGAUAGCAUGCAAAAAGAAGUUUCAUCUUUAAAACAGAAUUUGAUGAAAGCUGAGGCCAGUAAGGAUGCCUUGUCUAGAGAAGUUGUUAACUACCAGCGUAGGCUAAGUGAUUUGGAGUAUCAGAUGAAGCUUCAAAUGGAAGACCAUUCUGUAACUUUAAAAGAGAGUUGGGCUACUGAACAAGAAGCUGAGAAACAGAGAGCUGAACUACAAAAAACCCUUACAUUCUUAAGUGAAGAAGCCCAGAAUUUACAAGUGCAACUCAGUGUGGCAGAAGAGAAAGUAAAUGCAAUGGAGAAACAACUUAACAACACAGAAAAUUCCAAAAAGGAUAUGGUCAGAAAACUUGCCAGCAUAUAUGAAGCUUUGUAUUAUUAUCUUGGAAUAAAAAUGGAUGAAAGUGUUGGAGCAAAUCCUUUGUGUCUUCCAAGUGCAGGUUUAAUACACCAAAGCUCCCUGGUUAAAAAAUUUGCUAAUUUUACUGUAAGCAAAGCCUGGACAAAGUCUUUUUCCCCAAGGAACAAGUCAUGUUUGUGGACCACAGCCGAAAUGGAUGUUGAUCUUGUUCGUUCAGCUCUGAAAGAUCUAGUUAACAAAUUACACAGUACAGAGAAAGACAGAGAUAACUGGAAGUUUAAUGCCCAUCGAUACCAACACCAGCUAGAUGAGCUUAAAGAAGAACAUAGUAAUGUCACUUCAAGAUUGGAAUUACUACAUAAAAGUCUUGAAGAAAUACAAAAUGAAAAACAAGGAGUUCAUCAACAGUUGUCUACCACCCAGUCUACUCUUUUACAUCAAGAAGAAACAAUUCAGAGACUUGAAAAGGAGCAGAAAAACCUGUCAGAGAAGAUUGGGGUUUUAGAACAAGAAUUGUUAUCAACUCAGAAUGAUAAACAACUCUUUCAGGAGAAAUUGGCUCGGAUGAAACAAAUGGAAGUAGAGCACCAGAAGGAAAAGCGUUCUUUUCUGAAAGCCUUUGACAAGGCAGGUUCCCGUGCAACAUUCUAUGAAAAAACUCUCCAGUCACUUCAAGGAGAGAUACAGAAGUUGAAGCUAUCCUUGAAAGACAGAGAGACAGAAAAACAGGUAUUGCAUCAGAGGAUUAUUCAAAUAAAUGAACAACUUCACCGUAUUGAAGAACAAAAUGCUAUUCUUCAGAGUUCCAAUGAUCGAUUAAAGAUGACCCUGCAAAAGUCAGUUGAUGAGGAAAAUGAACUGAAAGGAAAAGUGGUUACACUAAAUCAUAGUUUGACUGAAACUGUGUCGUCAAGUCAAACGCUCCAACAGCAGCUUCAGCAGUUAAAGCAAGAACUUUUGAGUUCUGAACAGGAGAAAACCAGCUUGCAGCAAAGGAUGGAAGAUUUGAGAUAUUACAUGGAAGACACAAAACAACAAAACAAAUAUAUAGAAGAGCAGUUACAACAGUCAAAGAAAGAACUGAAUGACGCAAUUCUGAGAUGUGAAGAAAUGGAUGAACAGCUGCGUAAAAGCAAUCAGGUUCUAGAGCAAAGGCAGCAGUCAGAGCAGGAAACACAUCACAAGAUCCAGAGUCUACAGAGAGAGAAGGUUGAGAUUCUUCAAGAGCUUGAUAAAUUGAGAAAGACUGUAAUGAGAAUGGAACAACAGCGUGAAGAACUGGAACACUUUUGUCUUAAAAACCACAGCUUCCAUAAGCACUCUGAAGAGAAGAUUGAAAGAGAAAGACUAAGAACGGAAGAGUUUGCAUCACGAUCAGCACAGGAACAAAAAGCUCUGAAUCGAUCACUAAAUUAUUUAGAAAAAGAAAACCUUGACCUGCAGAAGAAAGUCCAGACCCUUCAGACCCAUUUAGCUCAACUUGAACAAAGACACUCUCAACGACUGAUAGAGCUUGGUGUUCAACAGAAACAAGAAGAAAGCUUGGAAAUGGAAAACUUUAAGAUUGCCAAAAAAAAAGCUGAAACCUUAUUGGAAAGCCGAGAAAGGAGUCAUAAACAGAAAGUGUUAAGCCUUGAGCAUGAGAUCACAACAUUGAGAGAACAACUACUUCAUCAACAACAGCGGUGGGAACAGUUCCGACUUCACAGUUCACAAGCAGGGAGUGAAAUUCGUAGUUUACGUUCUGUUCUAGACAGCUCACUCAGGAAUGUGUCUGGUGAUCCACGUCAGUUAGAUCUAGAAGCCAGAAAACUAGACAACACUAUAGAACGCCAUUUGCUAGCAAGCCCAUCAAUCACUUUAACCACUCCUUCAAAAUUCUCACGAGCAUCGUCACCACCUCAACGUUUGAGAACUUCGACACCAACUCGUAGUAAAGCUCGGAAACGAUUAGAAGUUUCAUAAUUUCAACUUUUUUAAUGUACUUGAAUGAAGAUGUCAUUUGAUUAGAUUUUUAUUGAUCUUAUCAUUUUUAAGCAGAGUUAUGUUUAAUGUAAUAAUUUCUAGUUUUUAUAUAUUAUAAUUUACAGAACAUUAUACUUUGAAUUUUGAUAGGAUCACUUAAUCUCCAAUAUUUCAUCAUAAAAAAUGUCAUCAAUGUUCCUUAAAGUAGUCAUAAUGUUUAGAAAUGUUCUGUUUAAAAAAUAAAAAGUUUUUGUCGUAUCUCAAUAUUUACAAUUCCAAAGAUUGUUAAUGUAUUUUAGUGUUUUAUGUAAAACACAAUUUAAAUAUCAUUAUGUAUGUUGUUUUUGUAUCUUUUUUUUUCCCACUGCUAGUUACAAAUUUAUUCAUGCACAUGACAGCAGUUCAUCAUUGUUGUGUUUUAAUUUUUUCUCUAGUUAAGUGGAUUAUAUUAUCUUUAUGUGUAAAUAUGUAUUCAGUUUUAAUUUUAACUGUAUGGAAACAUUGGCAUUUUAUUCUCCGUUGUUGUUUUUUGACAGAAUAGAGUGUGGUUUUAAUGUUUAGAUGUUCUAUGGAAUUAUCAUAGAACAUGCUAAUUUCUGAGGUCAGGAAGUAUUGGAAGUGAAAUGUUUUAACAUCUAGGUGUUCUAUGUAGUUAUCAUAGAACAUGCUAGUUGAUGAGUUUAGCCAGUAUUGAAGGUGAAAUGUUUUA
Molecule: messenger RNA, 3658 nt
Organism: Limulus polyphemus (Atlantic horseshoe crab)
Lineage: Eukaryota; Metazoa; Arthropoda; Merostomata; Xiphosura; Limulidae
Product: rootletin-like
Exons: 16
Coding region: 1-2949 (982 amino acids)
Source: RefSeq, a predicted model, not a curated record